Messenger RNA from Cimex lectularius (bed bug), 4902 nucleotides. Its product is annotated as puratrophin-1-like. Gene Ontology annotation, biological process: intracellular signal transduction. Gene Ontology annotation, molecular function: guanyl-nucleotide exchange factor activity. The transcript has 23 exons. Bases 92 to 4549 code for a protein of 1485 amino acids. The record is from RefSeq and is a predicted model, not a curated record. Lineage: Eukaryota; Metazoa; Arthropoda; Insecta; Hemiptera; Cimicidae.
GGAGAGUCAUUGUUUCGUCCGGCCUUCUCCAGUCUUCUUCGCGCACUUUUCACGUUCGGUGCCCGCCUAGGUCCGCGUUUUCAAUUUUUAAAUGGCUUACGUCGUGUGGAGAGUGCUUCUGAAAAAAUAUAACAAAGUCAGACUUGGAUUACUCACGAAUCAGCAGCAACACCAACUGCCGCAACCGCCGGUGCAUUAUCAGGUGACUCCGAGCGAGAAAAGCCAUAGCCACUCGAGGGACCAUAGCAGCGAGGCGACGAAUGCCGAGGAUGGGGCCGGCACCGCUUGGGCCGACGAGUCGGAUCGGGACGAGGCCAAUUGUGAAUUCAGCAGGAAGACACUGUCCAAAUCGAAACGGGUCAAAAGUUAUAUCCAGAAGAAGUGCAAGCACGUCGAGGUCAAAGUCAGAUCCAGAUCGAAAUCGGGCUCCAGGUCGAACGCGUCAACCUCUUGGUACAUAAACCAGGAGACGCCGGAAGAAGUUCAAGACGACUCCCGGACGGAAGGAGGCACGGCUGUCAAGGUGAGCAAAGAACCGGACAAAAGUGAUGACGUCGAAGAAAGCAAAAAUUUAACCGGCAAUAAAGAUCUGGACAAUAAAGAAGACGACUCGGACACCGCCUCAGAGGGGACCCUCCUGGACGAAACUCAAUCCGAAGUCCUUCCCCUCCCUCUGCAGGGUAAAUGGGACGUCGGCUGUCUCGUCGACAAGUACUUUGGCCAAGUCUAUCCUCACUACGUAUCCGUCCGGGCACCACUCGUGAGGGAAGCUCGCGAUCUCCUCGUCACCAAGUUCUUCGGAGACACGGAAAGAUUCGAAAUGGAAUUCUGCGUUCCAGCCGCAGACGUCGCCAGAUCGCUCGCAGUGACAGCACAUAAACAGAAUUGUGGCAGUUAUCCAGAAGGGUGGCCUCUUUCGGUAAGAGGCGACCUCUGCCUCCACCUUUAUACGCCCGAUCCCGGGUGCCUGCUCCCGCGGGACGUCCACCUCUCACUCCACCUCCCGGAAGGGUCGACAGAAGAGGAAAGAGCCGAGUACAAAGCCGUAUCCAGGUCCGGCCGCGUCCUACUCCGUGGUCUGCCCACGCCUUCUUUGCUCAUGGCCCACGAACAGACGGACGCGUCCGACUUGCCAGGCCUGCUGCGCCUGCUCGUCGUCUCCGCGGAACGCUGCUUCGCUCGGGUACCGCUCUCCGAGCUGGCCUAUCCCAGGUCCGAAUCGCCGGUCCAGUACGGCACACCAGAGAGGAAGGACUCUUCCAACCAGACCCCGCCGAUGUUCGAGAUGGACUCUUCCAUACCACAUAUCGACAGCGACGAGGAACACGAGACUAGCCUUAAACCAAAAGACUACAUGACUUUCGUACCUGCUUUAAAAUUGAGUGAUAUACCAGACACACACCUCCUAUCCGGAAUAUACUUACCAGGUUGCCACGACAGCCAGGAGAGAGCAGUCAUCGUCGUGGAAAGCGAACAGGUCGAGAGGUACAGGAUGACUCCGUCAGAUGUUGCUAAGCUCUUGCACUACCUCUGCCAAAUACCACGAAAGUGCGAAAGGACGAGAAACGGAGUCUGCAUAUUAGUCGUAUCGGAAUCGUAUUUGGAGAACUUAGACUACGCCCUCGUUCUUCUAUCCCGUUCAUCCAUUUUGCAGCAGAAAGUCAAGAUAUCUUCUAUGAUCGUCUUCUCGAUUUCUGAAAGAAGGGAAGAGAAAAAGUUACCCAGAUCUGGAAUUAAGUACACAGUUGUGAAUAGCAAAAGUUCUUUGGAGGAGUUCCUGCCGGCGGACCAGAUUCCGACGACGUGCGGGGGCGACGUGAGCCACGACCACAUCGAGUGGUGCGAGUUUUUUAGAGAGUACGAAGACUUAAAAGAGAAGUGCACCGAAAACGGGCGGAGGAUGGUCCAGGUGAUGGCGGAUCUCCCGUCGACCGGCGAGUUGACGAGGAUGCAGGCUGUUCAGGAGGCGAGGAACCUCGCCAGGGCGGUCACGGACCCGGACCUCAACAGGCUGAGGACGAGAGGUCCCGCCGUCCUGGAAGCUCUCAGGCAAAGGGCUCUUUGGCUCCCGGCCAGUGAGGACGUCAGAAGCGGUCUGGAAGCUCUGGAAAGCCUUUACAACGAGGUUAUCGGAACGGCAGACAAAAUAGAAGAACUGUCUGAAAAGCGUCGUGCCAAAUUGAAAGACAUCGCAAGGAUCAAGGCUUUGGAAUCGGAAACUGAACAGGUCCUUUCAUGGUUGAGCCAUAAAGGAGACGACUGGCUGAAGAAACACAACGAUCUCGCGACGACUUUGCCCGGUCUGAAGCAGCAGGAACAGGAUUUUGAAAAGUUUUACUUCAUCUCCAUGAGACAUUUGGAGAAAGGUAGCGACCUAUUGGAAGAGGCGGUUCAAUGUUCGAGCCCAGGUUCUCAUGGUUUGAGGGAUUUGGCUCGCACCUUGAAAAACCACCUUAGAGGAUUCAGUGACCGCCUGGAAGACACCAGGGAACGCCUUGAGGACACAUCCAGGUGUUUCUGCCUCUUGGACAGGGCAUACGAAUGGGCAUUGGAAGCGAUGAAGUACAUGUCACGGAUAAAACCGACUGAAGACAUGCAGAAUCCAGAAACUAGUCUAAAACAGUUGAGGUUAUAUCUUAUGGCCCAUCCGGCACCGACAGAGGAUCAUUUCACAGAAAUGAUAGCGCUUGCAACAAAACUUGAUAAUGAUAAAUUGUUACAACAGUGCAAACUGGCGCAAUGUAGAUGUCAAGAGACGGUAGAACAGAUAAGAGAUCUGCUUGAUUCGGAAGAGGACAGCUUUACAAACAGAUGGCCAGGUUCGCCCAGGAGGAGAUCUCUGCCUUGCGGCAGAUCCGCCGAGUGGUCGUCUCACGUUUGCCACGUUCCCGGCCAUCAGCAAAACCAACGCUUGGGACAUAUACCGGAAGAAGGAAGGAUUGUCGGACGAGCGGGUAUACAAAGGUCGAACACCUGGCAGUAUUCUGCCGACGGAUUCGACGACGAAGAAGAAGACGAGGACAAGCUUUCAGCAGACAAUCGCACCGAAGGAAGCGAUCAAGGCAACAAAAGUUGCGACGAUAUAGAAGACAGUGAAGCUUGUUGCAAUAAAAAUAUCAGCCCGAUUCCAGUCAACAGUCAUCUUCAUUCUGAUCUGUCCGUCGAUGUAGACGGACAAUGUGGUGCUCAAACUUUAAAAACCAAAAAGACCAUGUUGUUAAUCAUGAAAGAAAUGAUUCAAACUGAACGUGACUAUGUCAGGUCACUGGAGUACGUCAUUGAGAAUUACAUACCAGAAUUAGUGAGGGAAGAUAUACCACAGGCACUAAGAGGACAACGAAAUGUCAUAUUCGGAAAUGUUGAAAAGAUUUAUGAGUUUCAUAGUCAACACUUUCUUCAGGAACUGGAAAAAUGUGAACACAGUCCAGCUCAAGUUGGGCAAUGCUUCUUAAGACAUGAAAAGAAGUUUUACUUAUAUGCUCUUUACAAUAAAAAUAAACCAAAGUCAGAUGCUUUAAUGUCUGAAUAUGGAACACAAUUUUUUAAAGCAAAACAAAUGGAACUCGGGGACAAAAUGGACUUAGCAAGUUACCUACUGAAACCAGUACAGAGAAUGGGAAAGUACGCUCUUCUUCUUCAGCAGCUGAUGAAGGCUUCGAGGCAAGAAGCCGCAGAACUGAAAGAAGCGGAGACGAUGGUCAGAUUCCAACUUAGACACGGAAAUGACCUUCUCGCAAUGGAUUCACUGAAAGACUGCGAUGUCAACGUGAAAGAACAAGGAAGGUUAUUGAGGCAAAAUGAAUUUCUAGUCUGGCAAGGAAAAGGUAGUAAAAAAUAUUACAGACACGUUUUCCUUUUUGAAGAACUGAUAUUAUUCAGUAAAGCGAGACGGUUUCCAGACCACAAGAAUCUUGAUAUAUACAUAUACAAACACAGCAUAAAAACAAGCGACAUUGGCCUAACCGCAAAAGUCGGAGAUUCAAAUACAAAAUUUGAAAUUUGGUUUAGAAAGAGAAAGCCAAAUGAUACUUUUACACUGCAGUCAAUUUCUGAGGAGAUAAAACAAGCAUGGACUGAAGAACUGUCAAACUUGUUAUGGAAACAGGCUUUAAGAAAUCGAGAAAUGAGGAUGGCUGAGAUGAACUCUAUGGGAAUUGGCAACAAACCCUGCUUGGAUAUUAGGCCAAGUGCUAAUCAGAUUAGCGACAGGUCGAUUAGUAUUGCUCAACUAAGCAAGACGGCCCCGAGAUUCAGAAACUCGAUAGCCGUCUCGCCUCAAGAGCAAAAUCAAAGGACCGGACGUCCUCAUUCAAUUAUUUCCGUGACGAGCAGCAGCGAUGCUGGAAGCAGCAGCAGCAGCAGUGCUAGCAUCAGCAGUAGCACGGCGAGCAGCCGAGAAGGCGUGGAAGGUACGAGGCAGAUGUCUUCGUCCCAAUGCUCGUCCGCAGAAUCCGGUAUCGUUUCCGACUGGAACACAUCAAGUUCGGUGACGUCAAACGAAUCUUCUCCACCUCACCGGGUGUCAGGUCACCUCUCGGUGAAACUGUGACAAAAGAAGUAAACUGACUGAUAUUUCAUUGUAUAUAUGUUAUACAUAAGUUUUAUUCUUGUUUUAUUAUUUUAUUAUUAUUAAUAAAAUAUAAAGUCUGUUUUAUUUUUUAUAGCAUCAAUAUUUCAAAAAAUUAUUUGCUUUUUAUCCGCUUUUUUGGCCUACUUUUUAAUGUGACAAAAAUUAUAUUUCCUAGUCAAAAAUGUAUAAUUGUACAGAACAAUUGACUCUGCUUUUAUAUCAAAUCCUUAAAGAAAUAACUGGUUCUUUGAAGAAGGAAACGCAAAGAUUUUGUAAAUAGCUAACCGUACCUAGUAACAAACUUGUACAUAACUUUAUGCACAAAAAAAAAA